AUGUCUCGACUAGAAAAGAUAUAUUAUGCAAUCACUUCUGUACCUAGUGCAAUCAUUCGGUACGGCAUACUUUUCCCACUUCGAUUUGUCACACUUGGAGCAUCAACAAUAGCUUUCUUUGUAACAUUGCCAAUUGGUGUUGCGUUACAAAAUAGCGAUAUUGUGUCAUUUUGUGUCAAAUAUUAUUGCAAAGGCAUCUUGUUUUCAUUAGGUGUGAAAGUGAACUAUAUUGGACAAAAACCUCGGUUAAAUGAGCCUCAUGUGUUUGUGGCCAAUCAUACGUCUUAUUUAGACUAUAUUUUACUCAGUGCAAAUCGAUUCCCACAUGCUGUUGUGAUGGCAAGACAUGCAGGCGCUUUAGGCUUCUUACAAAAUAACGGGCUCAACUACUUACAUUCUCUCACAUUUGAUCGUGCUAAUAUUACUGAACGUAGAGUAUUGGCAGAAAGUCUCAAGAAGCAUGUACAUAACUCCAAUACAUGGCAGAAUCCAAUGAUUAUUUUCCCAGAAGGCACCUGUGUCAACAACAGAUAUGCUAUUCGAUUUCAAAAAGGAGCUUUUGAACUCGGUGUCAAAGUAUGCCCAGUGGGUAUAAAAAUGACUCGAUGGAUUACACCAGUAAAUGUUGUGUAUUGCGAACCUAAAUCACCCAAACAGAACGAAAGCGCAGUAGAAUAUAGCGACCAAGUCAAAAAGGUGAUUGCUUCCAGUAUUGGUCUUCAAAGCGUUGAUUUUAACGGAAUGGCUAAACGAGAACUUUUGAAAGUACUGUAG
Molecule: messenger RNA, 774 nt
Organism: Gilbertella persicaria
Lineage: Eukaryota; Fungi; Mucoromycota; Mucoromycetes; Mucorales; Choanephoraceae
Exons: 6
Coding region: 1-774 (257 amino acids)
Source: RefSeq, a predicted model, not a curated record